AAGUUCUGCAAAGAAUUAUAAGCAAACAUUAAGAAAAACCCACAUUAGUUCUGUCUCUUCUUCUAUAUCUGACUUGAAAGUACCAAAACCGAUCAUAUCCUUCCCCUUCCCUCGCUCUAAUCUCUUGUUUGAAAUCUUUUCUCCAAAUGAGGCUUUCUGUAGUAGUUUCUCUUCUGCUUUUGUCCUUUCUCCUUCAACAGGCUCAAGGGAUUCGUUUAGAAAAAGGAUUCAAGCAAGUUGGAGCUCAAAAGGUCCAGGCGGAGAAGAGUCCUUCGAAAGAAAAAAGUAAUGAUGGUGGUGUACUGGGAGAAGCCAUUCUCUGCAAAGAAGGGCAAUGUACAGGAAUGAAUAGGAAACUUAUUGCUGUGACAACCACUACUUCUAGCAGUACUACUAUCACCAUCUCUAAGAAUGAGAAGAAUGGAGAAAAUAAAGCUGACCACAUAUCCAAGGGGAGAUCAACUAAUGGAGAAAUAGUAGGAGAAAAUGAAAAAUUAUCUGUUAAUUCUUCGCCGAAUUCUGAGCAUCGAGUUACCAAGGAUCAUUACGAGGAAAUUAUGGACUUGACUGAAAUGGACUAUUCUCCAGCAAGGCGAAAGCCUCCGAUACACAACUAAGUAUAGUAGGUACAGCACUGAAGAGAGAAUUAAAGGCUUCUUGAUUAGGAUAUAAUAAAGUGGAUAGAAGUUAAACAGCAUUACAGGAAUGCUGCAGGUUUUUAGGGUUAGCUAGGAAUGAUUUUGUACAUAAGAUAUCCUAUUUUAUUAAUAUUAUAGAGAUUCUUAUACCAUGAUGUUGAUGAUUAUUGAAUCAUCAUGAGCACAUUGUGGAAGCUGACUAGGCUUUGUAACCCUUGAAGUUACAUGAAAGGAUAAAAUAAUAUCAUAUCGUUUCAAUGCA
This is a messenger RNA of Populus trichocarpa (black cottonwood), 900 nucleotides long. RefSeq lists its product as uncharacterized. The record is from RefSeq and is a predicted model, not a curated record. The transcript has 5 exons. Bases 147 to 617 code for a protein of 156 amino acids. NCBI's taxonomy places the organism in Eukaryota, Viridiplantae, Streptophyta, Magnoliopsida, Malpighiales, Salicaceae.